AUGACUGACCUGCUUGAUCUCUUUCCAGAGAUGGAGCAGAAAGAAAAAGAGCCUUCUGAGGAUGGCACCACUGUCUCCUCCAGCACAGAAGCCCCGGGGACUCAGGGAGAUGGACCCUCCGUCCAACAAGAGGCCAAAGACUCAGCAGGGGGACCCAGCAAAGAGGAUUCUCUGGAUGGGACAGGCUCACAGGAAAGAACCCUAGAAGAGAAGGACCCCAGGGCUGCAUUACAGGCGGAAGGAAAUGGGUUGGAUGCAGGAGAAGCCACAGUGGAGGCUGGACCUCCUGAGGAAAAUGACGCCAAGGAGGAGAGCAUAGCCAUAGAGGCUCCUGGAGACAGCAGAGAAGAGGCCAACCAUGAAGCCCGGCAGGCUGAGGGGAAAGAGGCACCCACGGCCCACAAUGAGAAGGAGCCUGAGAAAAAAGCUGAGGAGGAAGCCGGCAGGAAUGAAGAGGCGAAGGCUGAGCCCGAGUCAACCCCAGAGGAGCCCGAGCCCAAAGCUGGAAUGCAGGAGAAAGCCCAGGCAGCCACUCUGGGAGACACAGCACAGUCAGAGGAGGACUCCAAGAAGCUGAAAUUCUUGUCCAACCUGGAGCAGGUGCCUUCGAGCCCAGGUUCGUUCCAGGAGCCAGAUGGUCCUCACGAAGAGCAUGUCCAGGGUGUGGAGGAGAAAUCAGAAGAAGGGCCAGGAGGGAUUCCUAGCUCCCCUGAGGGCUGGCCUGAGAGCCCCACAGAAGAGGGCUACAGCUUCAGCCCAGAUGGGUUGAGCCCAGACACUGAGGCCUCUGCAGAAACCAGUCCUUCGGCCAGUGAGUCUCCUGCCAGCGAUGUGCCCCAAAGCCCCAAGGAGCCGCCUAAGUCCCAGGAGAAGAAAGAGAAGGCGCCAGAGCGAAGGGUGGCGAGCGCCCCCUCCCGGCCGCGCGGCGCCAGGGCACAGAACCGCAAAGCCAUCCUGGACAAGUUCGGCGGGGCCGCCUCGGGCCCCACGGCCUUGUUCCGCAACCCCAAGGCGGCUGGGGCGGCCGUGGGCAGCGUCAAGACCAUGCUUCUGGAGUGGUGCCGGGCCAUGACCAGAAACUACGAGCACGUGGAUAUCCAGAACUUCUCCUCGAGCUGGAGCAGCGGCAUGGCCUUCUGCGCGCUCAUCCACAAGUUCUUCCCCGACGCCUUCGAUUUUGGGGCGCUGGACCCCGCACAGCGCAGACACAACUUCACCCUGGCCUUCUCCACCGCAGAGAAACUGGCCGACUGUGCCCAGCUGCUAGAAGUGGACGACAUGGUACGACUGGCGGUGCCCGACUCCAAGUGCGUCUACACCUAUAUCCAGGAGCUAUACCGCAGCCUCGUGCAGAAGGGGCUGGUGAAGACCAAGAAGAAAUGA
This is a messenger RNA of Suncus etruscus (white-toothed pygmy shrew), 1383 nucleotides long. RefSeq names its product smoothelin like 1 (gene SMTNL1). Lineage: Eukaryota; Metazoa; Chordata; Mammalia; Eulipotyphla; Soricidae. Gene Ontology annotation, cellular component: microtubule organizing center; filamentous actin. The coding region runs from base 1 to 1383 and encodes 460 amino acids. Gene Ontology annotation, biological process: actin cytoskeleton organization. The transcript is spliced from 7 exons. The record is from RefSeq and is a predicted model, not a curated record. Gene Ontology annotation, molecular function: protein binding.